Messenger RNA from Ilex paraguariensis (yerba mate), 279 nucleotides. NCBI's taxonomy places the organism in Eukaryota, Viridiplantae, Streptophyta, Magnoliopsida, Aquifoliales, Aquifoliaceae. The record is from the annotation of a GenBank genome assembly.
CCUUAAGAAACCACCAACCAUUGACGGACCUGGGACCAUCAAUAGCAUCAAAUUACCCUCAAACAAUCAACUGAGAAAGACACAGAGAAAGAGUACCUGGGAGGCUGGGAUUCGAAGAGAAGCAAGAAAGCACUUAGAGUCGAGAGGCAAGAAAGAGCAAGCUACUGAACAGAUAGAAGUGUUCAAAAAAAGGCGUAAGAGAGGCGAGAUGGCAAAAGAAGUGACUGGUGAGGGAGGCAAGAUGAGGAGACUAAAUGCGAGAGAGAUAAGACAGAUGAG